UUCGAAAAACCCUACCUCUCCUUCCCCUUCUCCUUUUCCUUCUCCAUGCCUCUCUCAUGGUGUAAUCUGCAGCUUCAGUCUCUUCCUCCGUCAAUCGAUCUCUCAGCUGAUACCAGCAGCUCUCCUUAGUCUCGCAAGCCGUCACCAAGAUGAGGCCGCCUCAGAGAGGUCGUGGCAGCAGCGGCGGAUUUAGGGGGGGAAGGGGCGAUGGAGGGAGAGGAAGAGGGAGGGGCGGUGGUGACAGAGGCAGUGCCAUGAGAGGGCGUGGUGGUGGCCGUGGUGGUGGUCGUGGUGGAAGAGGACGCGGUGGUGGUAGAGGCGGAAUGAAAGGUGGAAGCAAAGUUGUGGUUGAGCCUCAUAGACAUGAGGGGGUGUUCAUUGCUAAGGGCAAAGAAGAUGCUCUUGUUACAAAGAAUAUGGUCCCAGGAGAGGCUGUCUACAACGAGAAGAGAGUCUCUGUGCAGAAUGAAGAUGGAAGUAAAGUGGAAUAUAGAGUGUGGAACCCCUUCAGAUCAAAGUUGGCAGCUGCCAUUCUUGGUGGGGUUGAUGAGAUAUGGAUUAAACCUGGUGCUCGGGUUCUCUAUCUAGGAGCUGCUUCUGGGACCACAGUAUCUCAUGUUUCUGACGUUGUUGGCCCUACAGGAGUGGUGUAUGCGGUUGAGUUUUCGCAUCGCAGUGGAAGGGACUUAGUCAACAUGGCUAAGAAGAGAACAAAUGUUAUUCCUAUUAUUGAAGAUGCUAGACAUCCAGCCAAGUACCGUAUGUUGGUUGGAAUGGUGGAUGUUAUAUUUUCAGAUGUUGCUCAGCCAGAUCAGGCAAGAAUUUUGGCUCUAAAUGCGUCAUAUUUUCUCAAGGGUGGAGGUCACUUUGUCAUCUCAAUAAAGGCAAACUGUAUCGAUUCUACUGUUCCGGCCGAGAUAGUAUUUUCCCAGGAAGUGAAGAAGCUGCAGGCAGAGCAGUUCAAGCCUUUUGAGCAAGUCACUCUCGAGCCAUUUGAGCGAGACCAUGCUUGUGUCGUCGGUGGCUAUCGCAUGCCGAAGAAACAGAAAGCUUCUCCUGCAUCAUAAAAAGUCCCAGGCCACCUUGGCUGUGCGAAUCUCACUAUCUUUUGGUGUCUGGGGAUGCACUUAGAAUGUCAAUCUUGAUGCGUGUCUUUAUUAUUAUUAUUGGUAGUUGGAACUCCAAUGGAUUCAAGGUUUUUGGUAGGCUCUUGUAAUGGACCAAUAUUCUGAAAUGAGUCAGAGAUUUUUUCACCUUAA
Messenger RNA from Rhodamnia argentea, 1259 nucleotides. Its product is annotated as rRNA 2'-O-methyltransferase fibrillarin 2-like. The record is from RefSeq and is a predicted model, not a curated record. Lineage: Eukaryota; Viridiplantae; Streptophyta; Magnoliopsida; Myrtales; Myrtaceae. Gene Ontology annotation, cellular component: nucleolus; small-subunit processome; box C/D methylation guide snoRNP complex. Bases 150 to 1067 code for a protein of 305 amino acids. Gene Ontology annotation, molecular function: rRNA methyltransferase activity; histone H2AQ104 methyltransferase activity; RNA binding. Gene Ontology annotation, biological process: rRNA methylation; box C/D sno(s)RNA 3'-end processing. The transcript is spliced from 7 exons.